AUGAGACCUCCACCUGCAAUGCCUCAAUCUCCAAAUCAAGUUUGUAAGCUCCGUAAAGACUUUAUGGACUUAAACAAGCACCACGUGCUUGGUUUGAGAAGUUUUCCAAUGCCAUUCUUCAGUUCGGAUUCACUCAAAGUGCAUAUGAUUCAGCUAUGUUUACCCGAUCAACUAAGAAAGUUCAUGUUUCGAAAUGAAAGAUCUGGUCCUUUACGAUAUUUUCUUGGUAUAGAGGUUGAUAAGUCAUCAGAUGGUUGUUUUAUUUCACAAGUAAAAUAUGCCUCUGAGAUUCUACAACGUGUUGGGUUAACAGAUAACAAAACUGCAGAUACACCUCUUGAACUAAAUGUAAAGCUCAACCCUUUUGAUGGAAAAAUCUUUUCCAAUCCUACAUUGUAUCGUCAGCUUGUGGGAAAUCUUAAUUACUUGACUAUUACACGACCAGAUAUCAGCCAUGCAGUUCAUAUAGUUAAUUCAGAUUGGGCUGGUGAUGUCACAGAUAGACGUUCAACAACAGGAUAUUGCUUUUUCCUAGGUAACUCCUUGAUCUCUUGGCGUAGUAAGAAACGAACUGUAGUUUCUCGUUCUAGUGAUGAGGCUGAGUAUCGAGCUCUUGCACAUUCAACCUCUGAGAUUGUUUGGAUGAGGUGGCUUCUUGAAGAUAUGGGAGUUCAUUUAUCAUAA
This is a messenger RNA of Papaver somniferum (opium poppy), 684 nucleotides long. RefSeq lists its product as uncharacterized. Bases 1 to 684 code for a protein of 227 amino acids. Lineage: Eukaryota; Viridiplantae; Streptophyta; Magnoliopsida; Ranunculales; Papaveraceae. The record is from RefSeq and is a predicted model, not a curated record. The transcript is spliced from 3 exons.